Molecule: messenger RNA, 588 nt
Organism: Sycon ciliatum
Lineage: Eukaryota; Metazoa; Porifera; Calcarea; Leucosolenida; Sycettidae
Product: aspartate and glycine-rich protein-like
Exons: 3
Coding region: 1-588 (195 amino acids)
Source: RefSeq, a predicted model, not a curated record
AUGCAGAUCUGGCCGAUCAAUGCCGAGCAAAUGGGUGGCAGGUUGUUUGUUUUUUGGUUGAGACGUGCAUCAAACUGGACAGUGGACAAGUGCAACACACUAUCGCUAUUGCAACCAAGGACUGUGAUGCAGUGGGCAUCGGCAUCCAGCUGGGGAUCGGACACAGAGCAGAGUUGCGGACAUGCAAGCCCAGUGCACACGUGCUGCGUGGAGGAGACAAACUUCACUUUGGUUGCCCUUCAUGGAGCGUUGGAAGAAGCUGGUAGUCAACACAGCAGCAGGGAUGGUGAUGGUGAUGGGGAUGGUGAUGGUGAUGGGGAUGGGGAUGGGGAUGGGGAUGGGGAUGGGGAUGGGGAUGGGGAUGGUGAUGGGGAUGGUGAUGGUGAUGGUGAUGGUGAUGGUGAUGGUGAUGGUGAUGGGGAUGGUGAUGGGGAUGGGGAUGGUGAUGGGGAUGGUGAUGGUGAUGGUGAUGGGGAUGGGGAUGGGGAUGGGGAUGGUGAUGGUGAUGGGGAUGGUGAUGGGGAUGGUGAUGGUGAUGGUGAUGGGGAUGGGGAUGGGGAUGGUGAUGGUGACCUCAACUUAAUAUAA